AUGGAAGUCGUCAGUUGUGGCAUUCACGGCUUUGGUGAGACCAUCGGUCUUGACGUUGACGAGCUACGCGUGUUCUGGAAGCUUCACUUCGCCGAUGAGCAUGCUGUCCAGGUGGCAUACCGCCUAGUGGUGUCGGACAGCAAAGACAUCGACGGGCAUGGUCAGCAAAGAAUCUGUUUCGAUACCGGCCGCGUCGAAGGCCGCGAGCAGCGGAACGUCUUGUGCAAGUCGCAGAGUGGCUUCAAGUCGACAACAUUCUACUACUGGACCGUGACGGUCUGGGACCAGAAUGGAAACGAGGCGACCAGCUCAGUCAGCGAGUUCUACACGUCGUACCCUCGAUCCUCCAGGCUCCUGCCGCCGUAUAGCAUGAACCAGAAAUAUAUGCCGCACUCCAGUCUUAUUUUUCGCACUUGGUUCGAGGACGAGGCAAACCGCUGGAAGGCCGUAUGGAUUGGUGAUGGAGGUGACAAGCCUAUCUACCUCCGAAAAAGCCUUACCUUCCAGCGCAAACCGUCGCGCGUCAUUAUAUUCGCCUCAGGCUUGGGCCAUUUCAAUCUUUCCGUCAACGGUCAGCCGGCCUCGUCCCACGUCCUGGACCCAGGCUGGACCAACUACCACCGGACAGUACAGUUUGUCGGGUACGACGUGACGGAUACUAUUUGGGACGGGGAGAACGCCUUUGGUGCCCACGUCGGCAACGGCUUCUACGCAGGCGACCAAGGGGACCGCUUCUUCUGGCCCAUGUACGAGGACAACACGUACGUCCGCUACGGCAACGAGCUGUGCUUCUUUGCCGAGAUCCAUGCGCAUUACGACGAUGGCACACACGAGUGUAUCGUCUCCGACCCGAGCUGGACGGUCCGUAAGAGCGCCACCACACUGGCGAAUAUCUACGCCUCUGAAAACCACGACCGGCGGGCAUAUCCCGUUGGCUGGGACGCACCAGGCUUUGACGAUGCUACUUGGCAGCCGGCCAAGGCGCUCACGGGACCAAGAGGCAAGUUGCGAUACCAGAGCCAGCAUCCAGUUAUUUUGCACAACACGUUCGUGCCCAUUAAGCAGAGCACGGUCAAACCUGGCGUCCUCAUGUACGACCUUGGUCAGAAUGCAUCCAUCAUGGUACGAGUCGAAGCCAGUGGUCCCGCUGCGGCCGAGUAUCGCGUCAAGUACUCCGAGACGAUCGGUGAAGAUGGCCUUGUGCUUAUGCCGGAUCCUCUGUUCAAGGAGUUCGAAACGGGUGUGUACUCGAAUAUUACGUUGGCAGGGCAGGGAGAGCAGGAGGUUUGGACGCCCGACUUUAGCUUUACGAGUGCUCGAUACAUCCAGAUCGAAGGCGCCUCGCUGGAUGGGGAAGACGGCCUUCCUGUCAUCCACUCACUCACUGCGCGCCACGUCUCGUCUGGCGCUCCGCAACUCGGUUUCGUGAAGACUGACAAAGAGGAUGUGAACGCAUUAAUUAACGCCUGCUACUGGACCUUCAGCUCAAACAUCUUCAGCUAUCACACUGACUGCCCACAAAUCGAAAAGUUUGGGUGGCUGGAGGUGUCGGCUCUACUCUUUCCCGCCACACAGUAUGUCCGUGACAUGGAGGCUGUCUACUCCAAGAUCCUAGACGAUAUCAUCGACACACAGGAGCCCUCCGGGUUGGUUCCUACUAUGGCACCCUUGGUCAGAUACAUACUGACACGAGUUAGGUGUGGCCCUAUGCAUGACACCAUCACCUGGGGCGGUGUCGUGUGCUUACUCCCCGAACAGAUUAAGCACUACUACGGCUGCACAGGUGUCUUCAGAAAGAUAUACAAGCCAUGCGUGCAGUACAUGGAAUACAUGCAAGACAAAGAACGACUUGGCGGACUCAUUGAGCACGGCCUUGGGGACUGGGGCUACAGCAUUGCAUACGGAAAUCACCAGGCAAACAUCGAAACGGCCAUCUACUAUCAGUGCCUGCGCAACGUGGCUCUCAUGGCCAAGCACCUCGGGUACGCAGGUGACGAGGCUAGAUUUACUUCGUGGGCAGAGCGUAUAUACACCGUCUACAACCAGCAGCUCCUCAUCACGGACAAGACAACGUAUCCCUACGCGUUCUACACAUCUCGCGACGCCCCUGGAACGCAAGACCGCACAAUGGUAGCCCAAGCCGUCGCCCUCCAGCACGGGCUCAUCCCCGCCGAACAUCGCGCCGACAUCAUCCAAGCCUUCAUCGCGGCCGCGGAAGACUCAGGCCACGUGAUGCGGGCGGGAGAGAUCGGCCUCAAGUACCUGUGGAACACGCUGGCCGACCCAGAUGUAGAUCGGCCAGAUAUUGUGUUCAACAUGAUACGCCAGGAAGAGCACCCGUCAUACAUGCGCUUCCUGCGGCGCGGCGAGACGAGCCUGCUGGAGUUCUGGCAGGACGAGUGCCGCUCCAAGUGCCAUGAUAUGCUGGGCACCAUCUACCAGUGGUUCUACGACUAUGCGCUGGGCGUGAAGCCGUUGACAGAUGCGUACCGCACGUGGAGGCUGCGGCCGUGCUUCAAGACCGAGUUGGACUACGUGGAGGGCAAGGUUGAGUCGCCGUAUGGACUGAUAGCGGUUUGCUUCGACCGUAGAGGGAGACAGGAUGGAAAGGCGGUGGUGGAUGUCAGUGUGCCGACUGGGACUACCUGCGAGCUGGUUCUUCCGAGCGAGACAAGUGUGGUAGAGAUACAGAGGCAGCCGGUCGAUGAGGCUCAGAGGUUCAAGGGCAAGACGUUGGAAAUGCUCCAGGGCCAAUAUAGACUAGAGAUUACAGCUUAG
Ilyonectria robusta is the source of this 2778-nucleotide messenger RNA. Its product is annotated as bacterial alpha-L-rhamnosidase-domain-containing protein. Gene Ontology annotation, biological process: carbohydrate metabolic process. NCBI's taxonomy places the organism in Eukaryota, Fungi, Ascomycota, Sordariomycetes, Hypocreales, Nectriaceae. The record is from RefSeq and is a predicted model, not a curated record. Bases 1 to 2778 code for a protein of 925 amino acids. The transcript is spliced from 3 exons.